This is a messenger RNA of Vespa velutina, 3606 nucleotides long. It is a transcript of the gene snRNP-U1-70K, whose product is annotated as U1 small nuclear ribonucleoprotein 70 kDa-like. Gene Ontology annotation, cellular component: precatalytic spliceosome; U2-type prespliceosome; U1 snRNP. The record is from RefSeq and is a predicted model, not a curated record. Gene Ontology annotation, biological process: mRNA splicing, via spliceosome. NCBI's taxonomy places the organism in Eukaryota, Metazoa, Arthropoda, Insecta, Hymenoptera, Vespidae. Gene Ontology annotation, molecular function: U1 snRNA binding; mRNA binding.
UUUCUUGUGGCUUGUAGAUAGAGUUGUCGGUUAUGUGGUUAUGGCAUACCGGUAGCAACGUCGACGCCAUUUUAAGGAGUGUAGUGUCUAAAGAUGCAGUUGUUCCUGUAUUCGUUUUAAUUAAUCGAGCGAGAGUAAAGUUGACGUAUUAUUGUAAUAUUUCAACAAAAUGACGCAAUUUUUACCACCGAAUUUACUUGCUCUUUUUGCUCCUCGCGAUCCAAUACCUUAUUUGCCACCGGCCAGCAAGCUUCCACACGAAAAGAAGAAUGGAGGAUAUAUCGGCGUUGGAGCAUUUCUCAAAUAUUUUGAGGAUCCGAAAGAUACCCCACCACCUGUGCGCGUCGAAACUCGAGAAGAACGUUUGGAGCGUCGUAGGAGAGAACGUGCCGAGCAAGUUGCUUAUAAAUUAGAACAAGAAAUCGCAGUAUGGGAUCCUGCUGGUAUUCCCAAUGUGACGGCAGACCCUUUUAAAACCUUAUUUGUAGCAAGAAUAAAUUAUGAUACAUCGGAAUCAAAGCUUAGGAGAGAAUUUGAAGUCUAUGGACCGGUAAAAAAGAUUGUGGUAAUUCAUAAUACAAUAAAUGGCAAACCUAGGGGAUAUGCUUUCAUUGAAUAUGAGCACGAAAGAGACAUGCACUCGUGGUGGCCGCUGCCGGCAACUAGUGCCGUUCACUAUUCCAUGCAAUCCCUGAACCUGCCUGAUAUGAUAGCUGCGUAUAAGCAUGCCGAUGGUAAGAAAAUAGAUGGUCGCAGAGUGUUGGUUGACGUGGAGCGUGCAAGAACGGUAAAAGGGUGGCUCCCUCGACGACUUGGUGGUGGUCUAGGUGGUACUCGCAGAGGUGGACCUGAUGUGAAUAUAAAGCACUCCGGUAGGGAAGAUAACGAAAGAGAAAGAAAACGAUAUCGUCUCGAGCAAGAGAGGGAAACCUCAGGACGAGGGCUGGACAGGGACAGGGAUCGCGAUCGUUUGGACAGAGAACGCAGAAGGUCACGCGAUCGUAAACGAAGAUCAAGGAGUAGGUCACGCGAUCGGAAACGUAGACAUAGUCGAGAUCGUUUACCGGAUCCUGACAUUGAGGAAAUUCAAAGAGACGAACGACCACGCGACAGAAGAGAUCGUGAUCGUGAUCGUGAUCGUGAUCGAGAUCGUAAAAGGAGUAACGAUCGUGAUCGCGAUCGCGAUAGGGAUAGGAAGAGAAAUAAAAGGGACAGAGAUCGUGAACGUAGGGAUAGAAAAGAUCGUGGUGAUCGUCAAGACGAAGAUACCAAGGAAAUUCGUAUUAAGGAGGAACCUUUGGAUGAUUAUCCCGAUUAUAGUAACACGUUUUCAACGUCAGGAUCGUAUUUCACCGCAGUCAAGUAUGAAGACGAUAACGAUCAAGAAGUCGAAGAAAAAUAUAGAAUUCCCGAAGGUCGCCCUGAUCCACCCCCAUACAAUAAUUACGACUCUGUACAAGAUUAUUGAUCUCAGUAAUAUGCCUUAUGACGUUUUCUCUCUGCCCGCGACGAAUCGAUGCGACCAUCAAUAAUGUUAUAUUGUAUUUCCUAUUGUUAUUAGUGUAAUGCUGUACUUACCGCAUUUGAGUACCGAAUUGUAUAGUGGAAUGGAAAAUUAAUGACCAGAUAUUCUAUUGGCAUAUUGCAAGGUAAGCAGCUUUGAUCUACGUUUAUAAUUAGCCGUUCCUUGGUAAUUAAUUUAGAAUAUUAUAUAUUUUUCGUCGUUGGAACGAAAGGUAAAAUUUCAUUGAAAUUUUUAAGAUUGGAAUGUAUUAAAUACAAUAUUCUAGCAGUUCAAACAGAACCUCGCAAUAUGGAACACACACACACAGAAGUUCAUAAACGUUUUCAACCUUAUUGCUACCACAAAUAAAAAGUACUGUCACUCGCUGUAUUUGUACAUACAUAAUAUGAGUAUAUGAAUGAAUUGAAAUUCUUCAUGAUAACUGCUGCAUGUAUAUUUAUAUAUGUAUAUAUGUAUAUGUAUAUAUAUAUAUAUAAAUAUAUUCAUAUAUAUAUAUAUCUAUGUAUGUAUAUGAGUAUAUUUAAAUAUAUAUAUAUAUAUAAUACAUAUGUAUAUAUAUUCAAAUAAAAUAAAGGAUAUAAUUCAUUUGUUAGAUAUAUUUAAAAGGCAUAAAUGGCUCUCCAUAGGAUUAAUAUCCUUUUUUUUUUUUUGUUAUUGGAUCAUAUAUCUUUUAUUUUAUUCUUUUUACGUUUAUUAUAUCUAUGUCUAAUAGAAGAAAAUAAUUAUGGAAGUAGAUUUAUCCUGAGACGUCAAAGAUUGUGGAAAAAUGAGAUAUUUUUUUUUUUUUUAAUUAAAUAUCUAUUUGUAUUUUAUAUCAUUAGAUGUGAGAAGACUAUUUAGAAAGAUUAUUUUUCUUCGAUUUGAAUUUAACGCCAUUUUGUUUGUAACUACGUUAGUUUUACCAAUGAAUUCGAAUUCUUAGAUAUAAAUCAAUAUAUCAUAUUUAACUGUAUUUUUAAAUCAAGCAAUAGAUAGAGAGAAAGAGAGAGAGAGAGAGAGAGAGAGAGAGAGAGAGAGAGAGAGAGAGAGAGAGAGAGAGAGAGAAAGAGAGAAAGAGAGAAAGAGAGAAAGAGAGAGAAAAGAAAACGCCGCAUUUUAGUGUUCAUUCUACGGAAAUGAGAAUUUCUUUCUCGAACGAGUUGAAAACUCGUUAUCCAAUCGAAAUACCUUUUUUUUCGUGUCGUAAAUUGCUUGGACGAGAGCUCAACGAUUUUUACGUAUUUCCGGUUUAACUGUUUCCUCUAUUAUGUUUUCGAAUAAUAUUCCCCGAAUGAAAGUGCGAAUUAUUCUUAAGAAAAUAAUUUUAUGAUUUCGUCAAUAAUUAUAUUAAAAGUAAAUCAAUGUUGUAAAGCAGAGUUUAAAAUGAAAACUUCGAAAUAUAUAAUCAAUAGAUUGUCGGAACUUUACGGAGGUUAUGUGAUCUUAUUGCAACUGCAUUGUUGCGGUAAGUAUAUGCACUUGUACAAAACAAUCCAUUUUUUUUUCUGCUUUUUUUUUCUUUUUUUUUUUUUUUUUUCCUCUUUUUUGGUUAUUCAUAAAUAGUUGGAACAAAUUAUAAUGUUAGUAUCUUUUUUAGAAAACUUCAUUAUGCAGUUUCGAAAUAAUCAACGCUUAGCAGUACGUAUUUUUAAGUUAAUACAUUUCUUCAAUGGUAAGAUAAAUUUGACUAUUAACAUUUACUAUACUUAUUGAAGACAGUCUAGAAUUAAUUUUAGAUUUUAUUUUCCUUCUGUGUGAUUAUUUAAUUAAUUUUUGUAAUUGCAAUGAUAAGAUAGAUUUAAUUAUAAAUGAUUAUUAUAGUUAAUCAAGAUAACUCGAGUAACAUACGAUUAAUUUUAUUCGUUCGAUUGUAUUUUUGUGUAAUUUAAUUAAUUCAUGUAAUUGCAAGAUCAAGAUAGAUAAUCUUGUUAUAAACAAUUACUAUAUUAUUUACUAUAAUUUGGGUAAAUUUCGAUUAAUUAUAUAUACAUAUACACACACACACACACACACACACACAUACAUAUAUCUUUUUUUGGAGUGUAAUACAAUUAAUUCUUGUAAUUCUUGUAAUCAAUAUUAAGAUACAAUUUAAUUAUAAA